Messenger RNA from Cryptomeria japonica (Japanese cedar), 1839 nucleotides. RefSeq lists its product as uncharacterized. The transcript has 8 exons. The record is from RefSeq and is a predicted model, not a curated record. Lineage: Eukaryota; Viridiplantae; Streptophyta; Pinopsida; Cupressales; Cupressaceae. The coding region runs from base 237 to 1052 and encodes 271 amino acids.
CAGACUAUAGUUGAAAAAAGGUCCACAAACCAACAAAUUACAGACUCCCAGACUAUAACACCGUCGAUCUCCCAGCAUUGAAAGGUGCCCUAGCCGUGCUGAUCUCGGCUUCUCAGGUAGGAAUGCGCAUCUGCCUGGUGAAAUAACGGUGGUUGGAUCUUUUGUUUGAAAUAAUUUAUGAGCUGAGUUGUCGAAAUUCAUUCAAACAUGGAGAACGAAGAUAGAGAAGAUGCAAAAUGUUCUUUGAACUGUGCAGCUACAAGACCCCUCAAGAGUUUGAAGAAGUUGAGGUGGAGCCACUUGUCAAAGAGUCACUUUCAGACACAACAGAAUUGUGGCUUAUUCAGAUGCCUCUGAGUCAAUUUGAACCUGCAGACUUUCAGGGGAAAGAGUUAUCAAUUAAAUUGCCUGAAGCAGAGGGCUGGAUGGGAUCUUUGGAAAAUUCUUGUGGAAAAUCAUAUGACAUGUACUGUUUGGGUAAUCAGGGAAUGGAACCUUUUUCUUUUCUGCCAAGAUCCUCAACAUCUAUGGGAGUUCGAAAGAUUUCCUGUCAAAUCUGCCUUCUAAAUGCUAAAACAGAAAAUGGGAAUGCAUCUGGAAGAGCAGAUAUCUCUGUUGGUUGUGUUUCCAAAACUCAAGACCGUAUAAAAAGAGAGGGUAUAUCUCAGGACCCGGGAAGAUCAGUGGGGAGUGUUGGUCAGAAAAGUUCACAUGCAGUAAGUGGAAUCACUUCUGAAGGUGAAGAGCCUUCAACUAAGAAGAGGGGUAAGUUCUCUAAAGAGGAAGGGGUAAAUGGGACACUGACUGCUUCACGUUUGAGAAACUUGGAAGAAAGUGGGGCCUAUGAUUCUAGUUUGCAACAAGGUCAGAGCUAUAAAACUAAUGAAGUUAGAGUGGAAUAUUCCACUGGGAUGAAAAAGAAAAAACCUGGAAUGGAUGUACCAUAUAUACUAGCAAUCACACUUCACCGUGCAAGUAUGCUGAUAGUCAUGCAUAAUGAGUACUAUCGAUCAGAAGACACUGAUGAAAUGACUCUUAUUCUUUUACACUAAAGGGUUGGAGCAUUUUGUUGAUUGUUUCAGUGGAUUAGUCAGCCAUUGGCAAUCAACAUUGUAUGCAAGCAGUCCUCUUCUUGCUUUCGUAGUGCUGCAUAUGCACUAUCCUUCAUGUGCACAUAACAUUGAUAUGUAAAGUUGCCAUGACCCAUGCCAUUAAGGGGUAAUUGGGGGCACCCAUCUUUAAGAAUCAAAAUCCAUAAUUACAAAGGUUGAAGCCCACCUAUAUAUUCUCUUAGAAUUAUGACUUCUACCUAUAUGCAUUUUAUUUUCUCCUCUUUCACCUUUAUGUUUAAUACUUUUAAUAAAACCAUGCCAAUUUUACAGUCAAGAACCUCAGUCCAUUUCAUUUCAUAUUCCUCAGAUAUAUUUGGGCAAAGCUUUCAUCUACUACUAUAAGAAAAGAUUUGAAGUGAUUACAUGCCAAUUGGUAUCAUGGGUAAUCCAAUCAACAUGACAAAUUUAUGAAUUCCUUGAUCAAUGUUUACAAAUGAUCCCAUCAGCUCAAUAAGGGCUUUUUCAUAUGAAGAGCCUAUUAAGAUUACAGGUAUGAAGAGACCUAAUGGAAGUGCAAGGCCAUAUGUUACUAGUUCUAAUAUAAAACAUGGGACAAAUUAUCAUGAUGUUAGGCGAAACUUAUUUGUCAGUGGCAGAACUGAAUAUAUAUCUAACAGCAACCUCUUUUGUUUUGAAAAGCAAAAUUUGUGAGGUCAUUGUAAUAACCAUAGCCAGGCAUUUACAUUCAUUUAAAUAUAAAUUAUGGCAAUACACCAUGACAAUAUCG